This is a messenger RNA of Chionomys nivalis (European snow vole), 1868 nucleotides long. RefSeq names its product protein kinase, membrane associated tyrosine/threonine 1 (gene Pkmyt1). Gene Ontology annotation, biological process: protein phosphorylation. Lineage: Eukaryota; Metazoa; Chordata; Mammalia; Rodentia; Cricetidae. Gene Ontology annotation, molecular function: protein kinase activity; ATP binding. The record is from RefSeq and is a predicted model, not a curated record. The transcript is spliced from 8 exons. The coding region runs from base 281 to 1750 and encodes 489 amino acids.
AGUGCUUCGUCCCGGUGUCCAGAGGCGCCGCUGCCCGACCCCGGUCUGCCUGGCCUCUGUGAGGACCUCAGCGGCCUCCCGCCGACCCGGAACCUGGGACCUCGCUGCUGCGCCGCGCCCCGCCCCGCCCAGCCUCCCCAGGUACUUGUGGUCCACACGACCUUCAUGUGGAAAGUAGAACGUGUGUGUGGCAAAGAAGUGGCUCUCUUGUGGGCCACAGAAUCAAGCACUGUUUGAGUGUGGACACAUUGCUCUGUGCUCUGAUCCUCUAGUAUUGACCAUGUCCAUGCCCACUGAGGGCACCCCACCGCCCCUAAGUGGUACCCCCAUCCCAGUUCCAGCCUACUUCCGACAUGCAGAACCUGGUUUCUCCCUCAAAAGACCUGGGGGCCUCAGCCGGAGCCUUCCACCUCGGCCCCCUGCCAAGGGCAGCAUCCCUAUCAGCCGUCUCUUCCCUCCUCGGACCCCAGGCUGGCACCAGCCCCAGCCCCGGAGGGUGUCAUUCCUGAGUGAGACCUCAGAGACCCUUCAGAGUCCUGGGUAUGACCCAAGCCGGCCAGAGUCCUUCUUUCAGCAGAACUUCCAGAGGCUUAGCCGCCUAGGUCAUGGCUCCUAUGGAGAGGUCUUCAAGGUGCGCUCCAAGGAAGAUGGCCGACUCUAUGCUGUUAAACGCUCCUUGUCUCCAUUCCGAGGCCCCAAAGACCGAACUCGCAAGCUGGCUGAGGUAGGCGGCCACGAGAAAGUGGGGCAGCACCCACACUGUGUGAGACUAGAACAGGCCUGGGAGGAGGGCGGCAUCUUAUACCUACAGACGGAGCUCUGUGGGCCCAGCCUGCAGCAACACUGUGAAGCCUGGGGGGCCAGCCUGCCAGAAGCCCGGGUUUGGGGCUACUUGCGAGACACUCUUCUGGCUCUGGAUCAUCUCCAUAGUCAAGGCCUAGUUCACCUUGAUGUCAAGCCUGCCAACAUCUUCUUGGGGCCCCGGGGCCGCUGCAAGCUGGGUGACUUUGGACUACUGGUGGAUCUGGGUUCAACUGGCGCCGGUGAGGCCCAGGAGGGAGACCCGCGCUACAUGGCCCCAGAACUGUUGCAGGGCUCCUAUGGGACAGCCGCAGAUGUGUUCAGUCUGGGUCUCACCAUCUUGGAAGUGGCCUGCAACAUGGAACUACCCCAUAGUGGGGAGGGCUGGCAGCAGCUGCGCCAGGGAUACUUGCCCCCUGAGUUCACUGCUGGUCUGUCUUCAGAGCUUCGUUCUGUCCUCACCAUGAUGUUGGAGCCUAACCCCCAGCUGCGAGCCACAGCUGAGGCCCUGCUGGCCCUGCCCAUGCUGAGGCAGCCGCGUCCCUGGAAUGUUCUGUGGUAUAUGGCUGCAGAAGCCCUAAGUCGAGGUUGGGCCCUGUUACAGGCACUGAUCACUCUGCUCUGCUGGUUCUGGCAUGGUCUGGCUCAUCCUGCCAGCUGGCUGCAGCCUCCAGGCCCACCGGCCACACCGCCUGGCUCUCCACCUUGCAGCCCACUCCUGGACAGCAGCCUCUCCAGCUGGGAUGAUGACAGCAUAGGUCCCUCACUCUCCCCAGAGACCAUCCUGUCCCGGAUCACUAGGAGAACCUCUACCCCUCGAGGCAGGUACAAACCAAGGGAUGCCCUAGACCUAACUGACAUGGACUCAGAGCCUCCUAGAGGUCCCUGUCCUACCUUUGAGCCACGGAACCUCCUCAGCCUGUUUGAGGACUCACUAGACCCAGCCUGAGCCACAGGCCCAGCCUUGGUGCUUUUAAAUCUCUGACCCCCUUUCCUACCUCUCCUCCAGAAACUUCUGUAUCUAAUAAAAAGUAAUGAAUCUUGGGAACACCCAAGGUUGCUCAUGU